CGCACUGCUUUGCUUUAUCUUGGCCAGGUCGCAGUUGUAAAUGAGAACUUGUUCUCACCUGGCCUACCUGGUUGAAUAAAUGUGGGGAAAAAAUGUCCAUAUAGUCUGAGGGAGACGUUACAGACGGUGGGAAAGUAUCUUUGGAUGUGAUGCAGAGACGAUUAAGUGAAUUAAUAACGUUUUUGGUGACACAGCUUUGAAAUCAGCAUAUUUUGCACAAUGAUUUGCAUUAUAUCACAAACAAAGUGCUAGGGUUGUGAAUUGUUUGAUGUUAGCUUCAGCUGUAAGCUAGCAACGAAAAUUAACCUACAAUUACCACUGGAAGCUACCGGUAUCAUCUUGCAUUAUUAGGAUUCUAGCCUGUAUGGACAUUGUUUCGUGAACAGUUUCAACAUUUCUACAUGCCGUGUUGCAUUAUUCAAGUGUAGUAACUUCUGUGCAGCAUGAGUGAGGAGCUAGCAAUGAGUAAAUGGAGCAGGUAAGAGGCAUGAACGGUGCGCUCACUGCAGAAUGGGACAUCUGCUGCGCUGAUAGACUUCAUCCUCUCAAUCAUUAUACGACUUGAGACACAUUUGACAGAAGUACAGAAAGUAACCAAUUCUAGUACCGAACCGUUUUUCCAUGUUCUAGUAUCGAAGUUUCAGUAUACUGUGCAACACUAACACUACAGAGGUACAACCAAAGAGGGUGACCAACCAAUGAGCAUUCUCAUUGGUUGAGCAUUCUGUUCGAAUUGGGUAAGCUGCUCAAUAUUUCAUUCAAUAACAGUCAAUCCCUCCUAUCAAUAUCUAGUGGCAGGUGAAUUGACACUGCACUGUUUGCUUAUCAUGAAAGUAAUGCAAUAGUUUUUGGUCCAGACCAGCAGACUCCUCUGUUUAUGUUCCUUUCAGGAUGUCCAAAAUUGAGCGUCUGAAUGCCCGUGUGGCGAAGCUGCUGACGGUGGCAGUGCAUGAGGUUCUGGAGGUGGUGAAAGAGACUGUGUCAGAGUACCAGGAGAAAACAGCCAGAACUCAGAGAGAGAAUGAGAGUCUGAGGAGAAGACUGCAGGAAAUGCAGGACAAGUUGAAGAGGGAGAACACAGCUGCUCAACUUGCAACAUUUCCUGCGACUGGUGGCCGUGGAAGAGUGGUCAUCGAGAAACCGUCAGAGCAGGGUUGGAGCCCUAGUCUGAGGCAGGACAGCCCAGAGCCCACACAGGUAGAUGAGAAACCAGCGCUCACUUUCGAACAGACUGUGAGACUAAGGCAGGAGGAGGAGGAGUACAAUGCACUGGAGCUGGAUCAAACAGCACACUAUGAGACAGAGUGUAACUUUACCUUAACCUUACCCGGGCAUCACGAGGAGGUGGCACGGCAAUCAGAUGAAGCCGUUUCAGUCCACAUGCCUCAGGGUGUGAAAAAUGACUCGCACUCAGACUUGAAUAGCACUUCACAGGGAAACACCCAGCUUGGCAUCAAUCUGAAUGUUAUCAAGACGGAACCCGAGCCCACCGAGUGCUCAGCACCCGAACCGUUGACUAUCCCGGAGACCUUUGAUUGUGUCGAUUUAAGCUGCAAUUCCACACGCUACGACCCAACAACGAAUGCUCACAAGUCUCAUGUGAGCACUGGACCAUAUAACGAACUCGUAUUCGUCCACUCAAGUCACAACAGCGUCGGGAGGAGAUUUGGGUUUGGGAAAAACAGUAGGGACGGGAGGAAACACCAUAGGCAACACUUCAGGAGGGAUGAGCCGCACAGCUGCUUUGUGUGCGGCAAGACGUUCAGCCGGGUGGGGAACCUGCGUAUCCACCAGCGCUGUCACACGGGCGAGAAACCCUACUGCUGCCUUCAGUGCGGCCGGUGUUUCAGUCAGGCCGGGGACCUCAAAAAGCACAAAAGGGUCCACACAGGGGAGAAGCCAUACUAUUGCGGCCAGUGCGGCAAGAGCUUCAGCCGUGGGGAGAACCUAAAGAGGCAUCAGAAGAUCCACAUUGGAGAGACCUUACACCUGCAGCAGGCAUGGAGAGAUCAACAGUCAAACUAGGUGUUCAAAGCAAUCUUUUGAGAAAAAACUAUAUAAAUGCACAUACAGUGCAUAUGAAUGAAUGCACAUGCAGUGCGUGGUACUGAAAUUAACAUGAGAUCUGCAGUGCUGAAAAAGUAAAGUGACUGGGUCAUACUCAUGGGUGGAUUGGCUGUAUUAUUCAGGUUAUCGAUUUAGUCAAUGGGUAACAUGUAUUUUGACCAUAAGUGGAUGGCAUACCUUUGAGUGCACACCACUGGAGUGUUCAUUAUUCAAUAGGCAAACCUCUUAUCACUGGCUUUUGAAUAAGAGAGUGCGGUGUAAGCAACAAAAUAAUGUUUUGUACACUGAAACAUGUAUCUCCUCUGUACACAUACAGGAAAGACUUGGGUGUUGUGUGACAAAUCGAGCAUUACAACAUUGUGUUCAUGAUGAUUAAAGAGAGAAGUGAGCAAACUGUG
Messenger RNA from Oncorhynchus gorbuscha (pink salmon), 2465 nucleotides. RefSeq names its product zinc finger and SCAN domain-containing protein 21-like. The transcript has 2 exons. The record is from RefSeq and is a predicted model, not a curated record. NCBI's taxonomy places the organism in Eukaryota, Metazoa, Chordata, Actinopteri, Salmoniformes, Salmonidae. Gene Ontology annotation, molecular function: DNA-binding transcription factor activity, RNA polymerase II-specific; RNA polymerase II cis-regulatory region sequence-specific DNA binding. Gene Ontology annotation, biological process: regulation of transcription by RNA polymerase II. Bases 892 to 2025 code for a protein of 377 amino acids.